GACAACAAAGAAAGAAUAAAAAACAGUCACUCAUUUCUAUUACCACCAUUCCCUUUGCUUUGCUUUCCAUCUAAGCCCCCCCAACUUCCUUCUUUUACACCUCUCUCUCCUUUCUUCAAGAACCCCUCUGCUCUCAUUUUUCUGCUACAAUCAUCAUAAACCACAGAAAAGGAUUCAAGUACUCUUUACCAAAAACAGGGUUCAGCUCUCACAUCUUAAUUUCAGGUACAUCAAAAAAUUUCCUCAAUUAAAUUUCUUCUCUAAUUUAUUUCAUCCGAUUUAUGAAGGUGUGUAGCUAAGGAAAAUAUGGGUUCAGUUGGACCACCACAAGGUCUGGUACCUUAUGAAAAUGUUAGAGAUUGUUCACAAGGAUUUUGUAGUUUCAGUUGUCCUCAAUGGUGUUACAUAAUAUUCCCACCACCACCACCGUUCGGAUUCUCCGACGACGAUUCCUCCGGUACAAAUUUCUCCCCGUUGGUCAUCGCGAUUAUCGGUAUACUAGCUAGUGCUUUCCUCAUUGUUAGUUAUUAUACUAUUAUUUCUAAGUAUUGUGGGAAUUUGGGUUCAUCUAGUUCAAGAACAAACAGUGACAACAACAAUGAGUCGAAUGAGAAUAAUCAAGAACUAGCUAAUCAAGAACCGUGGCAGAUUCCGAAUACCGGGUUAGACGAGGCGUUAAUUAAGACGAUAACUGUUUGUAAGUACUCGAAAAGAGAUGGGUUUAUCGAUGGAACGGAUUGUUCUGUGUGUUUAAGUGAAUUCCAGGAGAAUGAGAGUUUGAGGCUUUUGCCGAAAUGUAGUCAUGCUUUUCAUCUUUCGUGUAUUGAUACAUGGCUUAAGUCGCACGCGAAUUGCCCGUUAUGUAGGGCGAACAUUGUAUGUACUAGUCCUGCACCACUGCCUUCAGUUCAAGAUGAUAGUUCGCAAGUAUGCGAACAGGGAGGAGAAUUGCAAAGGAGUAGUGGUAAUGGUAAUCGAAAUGUUAGUUCUUCGGCGAGUGUUGUUGGAGACUCGGAGGAAAAUAACAAUGAUGCAAUCAUUGAGAUUAGAGAUGAAGCAGGAGUUCAACAAAUUAGAAGGUCAAUAUCAAUGGGGGAUAUGUCUCGAGGAGAUCGUCUUUCUAUUGCAGACAUCUUGUGUGAUAAUCAAGAUGAGCAUUGUCAUCACGAUCCUCAUAUUAGCGAAGAACAUGGGGGAUUUCAAGAGGGUGGUACUGAAUCGUCGUCCUCGAGAAAACAAAAUGUGGGUUCAACAGCUAACAAGCUAAUUCACACUAGAAGCAAGGUUUUACAUUGUGUUAUGAGUCCGGUCACAAUGAAACGUUCGACUUCUUCGGGUGGAAGAUUCUUGUUUAGCACCAGACAUGGAAGAUCAUCAUCAAGGAAUUUAGAUACUCUCCCAUUGUAAGAUUUAAGAAUAAGUUCAUAUAUGCCUAUUGAUUAAUAUGGGGUUCAAGAUAGAAAACAAUACAGGUCAUGGACAAGGUCUGAAAGACAUUGCAAGAAUUCUUGUUGCAAGUUUUUCAGUACAAUUAUUUAUUGAAUUUCACUCUCAUAGAAAGAAAAAUGGGAUCCCAUUCAAAACAUAAACAUGUGUUGGAUUCUAAUUUUCAGUCCUACAUUUGAGAAUUUUUUUUGGGGUGAAUCUGUCAGCUUUGGUCAUUGGAUGCUGUUUUGAUCAGGUUGUACUGCGUGAAUAUAAAACUGACUCAAGGAGACUAGAUUCGCGGCCUA
Molecule: messenger RNA, 1733 nt
Organism: Papaver somniferum (opium poppy)
Lineage: Eukaryota; Viridiplantae; Streptophyta; Magnoliopsida; Ranunculales; Papaveraceae
Product: E3 ubiquitin-protein ligase Os04g0590900-like
Exons: 1
Coding region: 307-1407 (366 amino acids)
Biological process (GO): protein ubiquitination
Molecular function (GO): transferase activity
Source: RefSeq, a predicted model, not a curated record